Molecule: messenger RNA, 645 nt
Organism: Acanthoscelides obtectus
Lineage: Eukaryota; Metazoa; Arthropoda; Insecta; Coleoptera; Chrysomelidae
Source: the annotation of a GenBank genome assembly
AUGAAGUUGAAUUUUCUAAUAAACCCUCCAAGCAACAAAAUCACAAUAAACGGGUUCAAUGAACUAUUGAAAUCGCUCGUGGGCGAAGUGGUGUUGGUGGGGGACUUCAACGCCCAUUACCCAGCAUGGGGUAGCAUUAAGACAAAUUACAAUGGUAGAGCUCUCUAUGAAAUCAUAGAAUCCAACAACCUCAUCAUAAUGAAUGAUGGUUCCUCAACCAGACUCAUAGGAACAGGGCAGAAUCCGAGUCCUCUUGACCUGACCAUAGUGUCGAACAACUUGGCCACCAUCACACAUUGGGACUCGCAAAGUGCUAACUCAGAAUAUAGCUGCCUCACAACAAGAAAGCUAAUUCACGAAGCUGCAGAAAAAGGAUACAAUAUUGAACUGGCUUGGAUCCCAGGACACUCAAACAUUAGAGGAAAUGAAACGGCAGACACUCUAGCUAACUUAGGAACACAACUCAGAAUCUCACAGGAUACGAAACUUACUAUACCCGAUAUAUUAACUAAGGCCAAAACAAAAGUAAAGGAGAAGUUCACAACAAUAGUAUCGGACUUAUUUGGAAUUGACAACGGAGCAAAUAAUGACGAACGUAUAAAUGAUUUGAAGAGAAGUCAACAGGUGAAUUUGGUGCAAAAUUGA